Messenger RNA from Oreochromis niloticus (Nile tilapia), 8365 nucleotides. RefSeq names its product roundabout, axon guidance receptor, homolog 1 (Drosophila) (gene robo1). Bases 769 to 5451 code for a protein of 1560 amino acids. Gene Ontology annotation, molecular function: protein binding. Lineage: Eukaryota; Metazoa; Chordata; Actinopteri; Cichliformes; Cichlidae. The transcript is spliced from 30 exons. The record is from RefSeq and is a predicted model, not a curated record.
ACCUGAUCUUGUGACACUUUGCUAUUUAAUUUUUUUAAAACUGAAUAUUCCAUGUUUCGUUGGUUUUUAUAACAUAUAUUAGAUUUCUUCAGCCUCAUCUUUUUAAAAGUUGAGCACGAUGCAAAGCCUACUGGAGCCUUUUUGCUGUCAGUGUAUCCGUAUGCGGUUAAAUGGUGCCUGAUUCGCAGGAAUCUCCUCUGCACAACAGAAAAGCCUGUGACUGGGUAGGCAAGCCAGACCAGCUCUGAGCGCAGAGACGCACGGCGCCUCAUCCAACCAGCGCCAGUCCCACUAAAUCGGGCUAACACUACACAUUUUUAAACCAUUAAAGUGACUGCAAGUGGACGUUUCGGAUCUUUUUUUCUUCUUCUUCUCGAUCCUUUCUUUUCAUUCAGCCGCGGAAAUCUUCUUUCGAAGUCGGACAAAUCUGAUCCCAGAUGAAUUCCGUGAAGUUAGCGGCAUUUGGAAGUGAGGAGCUGGGUAGUGGGAGUGGAGAAAAUCCAAGUGGCGUUGAGUGGAUUAGGGCUACUUGUCGGAUAACCCGUAAGGAUGUCUCCGACUGAUUCGAACUUCGAUUCAAACACAAACUCAGUGUCCGAGGAGCAGUUGUGAACAUUACUGUCUGUAUUACCGCGGAGCUCAGGAACUCUCCCUCCACCCCGAUCCCCCCUCUGUCUUUGGCUCUGCUGUAGAACUUCCAAAAUUAGAUGAAAUAGACAAGAACACGCAUUCUCACUGGAUUAACACCGUUUCCAGCUGCUCUUAGAGAUGCCUGCUUAUCUCACAGGAGUUUACCUUCUGCUGGUAUUUCUAAACAUUUCUUCAGGGUCUCGUCUUCGCCAGGAAGACUUCCCUCCCCGCAUCGUGGAACACCCUUCUGACCUCAUUGUGUCCAAAGGGGAGCCAGCCACUCUCAACUGUAAGGCAGAGGGCCGUCCACCGCCUACAGUGGAAUGGUACAAAGAUGGGGAGCGUGUUGAGACGGACAGGGAAAAUCCCCGUUCCCACCGUAUGCUGCUUCCCAGUGGGUCCCUCUUCUUCCUGCGUAUCGUCCAUGGACGUCGGAGCAAGCCAGAUGAUGGCAGCUACGUGUGUGUGGCCCGAAACUAUCUGGGCCAGGCGAUCAGUCACAAUGCUUCUCUGGAAGUAGCCAUCUUACGUGACGAAUUUAGGCAGAAUCCCGUUGACGUUAUGGUCGCAGUGGGUGAACCUGCGGUCCUGGAGUGCCAGCCACCCCGUGGACACCCCGAGCCCACAAUCUCCUGGAGGAAAGAUGGCUCCAACUUAGAUGACAGAGAUGAACGCAUAACAAUUCGGAGUGGCAAACUAAUGAUCACCAACACUAGGAAGAGUGAUGCAGGGAAAUACAUCUGCGUUGGAACCAACAUGGUGGGAGAGAGGGAGAGUGAGAUUGCCGAACUCACGGUGCUUGAGCGUCCGACCUUUGUGAAACGACCCAGCAGUGUAGUGGUGCUGGCAGAAGAGAGUGUGGAGUUCAGCUGUGUUGUCCAAGGAGACCCUGUUCCCACUGUCCGCUGGAGGAGAGAUGAUUCUGACCUGCCUAAGGGCAGCAGAUUUGAAAUCCUAGAGGACCAUACCUUGAUUGUUCGCCAAGUGACCUCUGCAGACGAAGGCUCUUAUACAUGUGUGGUGGAGAACAUGGUUGGGAAGUCUGAAGCGUCUGCCACGCUCACUGUACAUGUCAAUACUGUGCCCCCGGCUUUUGCCAUUCGCCCCAGGAACCAGGUGGUGGCAGUGGGCAGGACGGUCACCUUCCAAUGUGAGGCUACUGGCAACCCACAGCCUGCUAUUUUCUGGCAGAGGGAGGGCAGUGAGAGUCUUCUCUUCUCCUACCAGCCACCGCAGCCCUUUAGCCGGCUGUCCGUCUCCCAGAUGGGCAGUUUGACCAUUACCAAUGUUCAACGUACUGAUGGCGGCUUUUAUAGCUGCCAGGCUCUUAACAUCGCUGGCAGCGUUAUUACCAAAGCGCUGCUGGAGGUUACAGACUCUGGGUCAGACCACCCUCCUCCUGUCAUUAGACAGGGUCCAGUCAAUCAGACUGUUUCUGUAGACAGCACAGUAACCCUGGGUUGCCAAAGUGUUGGCACUCCAACGCCUGCCGUUCACUGGAAGAAAGAUGGUGUGGUGGUGUCUCCUGUGGACUCGCGUAUGUCGCUAACAGAAACAGGAUUGCUGAAGAUUCACUAUGCUAAGCUGGGAGAUACAGGUUUCUAUACCUGCAUUGCUUCUAAUUCCAAUGGAGAGGCUUCCCGGACAGCGUACUUGCAAGUUGAAGAGUUUGGAGUUGUUGUCCAGUCUGGUCAUCCCACAGACCCUAGCUUGAUUCCCAGUGCUCCAUCUAAACCUGAGGUGACUGACAUCAGCCGUACCUCUGUCACUCUAUCAUGGAAAUCUGGCCCCAGUGGCGUUGCACCACCCACCUCUUACCUGAUUGAGGCAUUCAGUUACACAUUAGGCAGCAGAUGGGUGACCCUGGCAGAGCAUGUGAAGGCGCAGACCUUUGUCCUGAGAAACCUGAAGCCUGGAACUGUAUACCUCUUUCUGGUCAGAGCAGUGAAUUCUUAUGGCCUGAGUGACCCCAGUCCAAUCUCUGACUCCAUCAGAACACAGGACAGCACUGCCACUAUGCAGGGAGUGGAUCAUCGUCACAUCCAGAGAGAACUGGCAGAUGUUGUUAUCCACCUGCGCACGCCAACUGUCCUUUCGUCUUCCGCUGUCAGAGUGCAGUGGACGGUUGAGCAGCAGUCCCCGUACAUCCAGGGUUACAAGGUUCUCUACAGGGCGUCUGCUGAGCAUGGCCAACCAGACGGGCAGUGGAUUGUCCAGGAGUUACGUGCUCCACUUGAGGACGGGGUGGUGAUCAGUCAGCUCAAGAAGGGAUCCAUCUACGAGUUCAAAGUGCGUCCCUUCUUUGACGAGUUCCAGGGAACUGAAAGUGAGGUGAAGGUGGUCAGGACACUGGAAGAAGCCCCGAGUAGAGCACCCCAGGGAGUCACGGUCACAACGACUGAGGCCAAUGGCACUGCCAUCCUCGUUUCCUGGAAACCUCCUCCAAAUGCAGAAGAGGCUGGACUCAUUCAGGAAUACAAGAUCUGGUGCCUGGGUAAUGAGAGUCGCUACCAUGUAAACCAGUCAGUGGAUGGCUCCACCUUCUCCGUGCUCAUUUCCAGUCUGGCACCGGGGAUUCGCUACAGUGUGGUGGUUGCAGCUAGCAAUGGUGCUGGACCUGGAGUACAGAGUGACGUUGCUUUCUUCCAGUUAGACUCUGCAGGCCAGAUGAUGGAUAUCAGCGAGGAAAGAGACACAUUGUCUCAGAUCUCAGAUGUGGUGAAGCAGCCCGCAUUUAUCGCUGGCAUUGGCGCCACCUGCUGGUUGGUUCUUAUGAUUUUCAGCGUGUGGCUGUACCGUCACCGCAAGAAAAGAAGCGGCCUCAGCAGCACAUACACUGGCAUCCGCAAGGUUCCAUCAUUCACCUUUACACCUACAGUUGCAUAUCAAAGAGGAGAAUCAGUAUGCAGUGCUGGCAGACCUGGCCUUCUCAGCAUGGGUGAACCCCUAAACCAGCUGUGGCUGCCAGACAGUUGGCCAAAUGCAUGUGCCAAUCAUAAGGACUGUAGCAUCAACUGCUGCAAUAAUGGCAAUGGCACUAGUGACAGUAACAUGACAACAUACAGCCGACCAGCCGACUGCAUAGCCAACUAUGGAAACCACCCAGAAAACAAACAGGAGGGACAGCUUGGGUCUGAGACAGCCAUAUACAGUGAUGUGAAUCUCUCCAACAAACUCAAUGAGAUUAAAACAUUCAACAACUCCAACUUGUGCUAUGCAAGUCCAGGAGGGGAUUCAACAGCCACAUAUGAGCCUAUUCCAUAUGCCACCACACAGCUCAUUCAGGCCAGCAUUAAGAAUAAGGCAGCCUCUGGCGGCUCAAUAGCAGAGCCUCUGGAUAUACCCUGCUGGAAGCAGCCCCCCAAUUUGCCUCCAAUACCAAAGGAGAUGGCAGCACAGAUGCAAUACAACUUGACUGAACAAAAAAGUAAUGAUCAUUUGCAAGGAGGAGAAGGAAUGAUUCAUCCUAAAGCUAUCCCCUACAACCAGACCCGAGAUCACAGCACAGGUGGCUCACACCACAGUUCAGACAGAGGCAGCAACAGCACCUCAGGGAGUCAAAAUCAAAAGAAGGGAAUACGGGUCCCAAAGAUCCCAAAACAUAAUGCAGUAACCUGGGGAGAAGCCCUAUCUCCUCCUCAUGCUAAUGCCUGGGACUGUGAUGAAUAUAGCCUUCCCAUGGAAAGAAGUUUUAAUCCAGAAGAGAGAACUGAAGGCUGUCCAACUCCACCAGUUAGAGGGCCAGUCUCAUCCUCUACUGAAGUAUCUUAUAAUCACCCACCUAUCACAGCAUCACAGGGAGACCUGACUAAUGGCCUACACAAUCCAGCAGAACAUCUCAGUCAACACGUCACAAGCAACCCUCGCCCUCUUUCCCCAACACAUACCUACAGCUCAAUUCCCCUCUGCAUGGAUACUGAUGGACAGGAAGAGAAUGAUGAGGAUUUGGAGGAGGAAACAGAUGCAGAGCUCACUGAAAGUCAUUACAGCCACGACCAGAACCACGAGAAGCACAAACACCAGCUGCACCACCAGUCCCCACACAAGCAGCUGCUGCACGGACUGGACCAGACCCCAGCCUCCAGCACUGGAGAUCUGGACAGAUCAGUCACAGGGUCUAUGGUUAACAGCUGGGGCUCAGCAUCUGAGGACAACAUCUCAUCAGGCAGGUCCAGUGUGGUCAGCACUUCAGAAGGAUCCUUCUUUACAGAUGGAGAUUUCAACCAGGCAGUAGCCUCAUCGCGGGAUAUUGUUGGCCUGCGCAUGUGCAGAUACCCAGAGGAGUCAGGGCGGCGGCAGCAGCGACCCAGCAGUCCCAUGUCCACAGAUAGCAACAUGAGUCCUGCAAUAACACAUAAAAGGCCCAGGCGACAUAAACAGAACCAGUCUGCUCCACAGGGUUACCAACCCAAAGACGUCUUCAGUGAUGACACUUGUAUGCCUCUGGAUUUCACCAGCCAGAUGUCCCAUGGUGACUAUAAAGUGAGGGGGGCCACGCUCCCUCGGAUGGGCCCUGGGGAGGCCCGGGGUAGACGAGGCAGCACUGGGACUCACAGGGUCAAAGAGGCUACAGUUGAGGAAAGAGAGAGCCAGGAGAAGCACAUGAUUCCAUUAGCAGGAAAAGGAAGCAGCAAAAACCGACAGCACUCUGAAUUUGGGGACAUUCUUCUGUACAGUCGUCCCUCUUUCCCAUCAGGACAAACUCAGACAGUGCCAAAUGAUUCUAAUUCAUCCAAAUUUGCAUCGUCUGGAGACUCAAGGACUAAACAGGGUGGACAGGUGGCACCUUUGGGACAGGUGGAAGAGUUCCUGAAAAGCUAAGAAGCAAUGUGAGCUCAACAGGAAUAUCCUAUUGUUGCUUCAGACAAAGGACUACAACCUUAAAAAAGUGGAAAAGACUCCAAAAAUACUGCACAAUAUAAGUUUUUCUUAAAAGUCAGAUUUCUCAUUAAGUGUUGGAAAAAAAGGAAAAAAGUGCUCUCUUUUUUUAAGUCACUAGACUUUUAUUUGAUGCACUGUUUAUUGUUUGCUUUCUUUUGCUGACCAGACUCCAGGACACUGACCUGUUGGAGGCUGGCUCUAGUAAUAUAAAUGCACAUUUGAUGGCAGUUGUGAGUGUCUACAAAAGUAUUGUCCACAAUGACUGCUUGAUGCGGUCUAGUAUGAUCUUUGUUUGUCAGUUGUCUUGUUACUUUGCUAUAAUUGAUAUUCAGUCAUUACCUGCCAUCUUGUAAAUUGUUUACUGCCACAGAAGUGCUUCAAAUUCAAAUUUUAUAUAACAGUGUUAAUGUUUUCUAAGUGAUGUAUAUGUUGUCUUUGUAUUAUUUGUCCUACUUUGGUUAAAAAAGCACAAUCACAUAAUUUUAUUCUAAGUCAUUGCUAUAUGAAUUUUCAGUCUGGAGAAAACCCAUUUUUUGAGUCUUGCUGAUCAUUUCAUCAUGCUGAGAAAAAGAUUGUUGAUUGUGAUUGUGCAUUCAGUUGCGUACAUUUCAGCUGCUUUCAUUCAGAUUUGAACUAUCUGUUGUGUGUACUGAGAGAAUUGCAUGCAGAUUCACCUGUAGGAGGUUUUACUUAACACCAUGACUGCUUUGUCCUCCCACUGGGAUGAUGAAAGUUUGUUCACGGACUGGUUCCAUUUAUUGUUUCUCUUCACUGAAUUAAUUCUAUCUACUCCUCUGUUCCCCUGACCCCGGCCAACUUAUGGUGUAGAGCUGGACAACAUGCCAAUUUACCAAAAUACAAUAUGUGACUCUCUUACUGUUGUUAAUUCACAUAUUGUAAUUUGAAAUACCUGGGCUGCCUGAAACCCCAACCCUGGGCUGUUACAACAGUCAGUGACAUCCAACUAAAGGUUUAGCCAACCAAACUGUUAUUAGUCCAGAACUAGACUGAAGAAGUCGCUUGGAUGAGUGACCAAACAUUUCUCCCACUGAAAAAAGUUUCGUCCAGAUGAACAGAACUGAACUUUUUAGGAACUAGCAGCCAGUUACCUAAAAUGUUAAACCGGUCAUAUGUAGCCAAACAAAUGUUGAAAGUCCAUUUAAGUAAGGUCAGGUAAAAAUUUACAUUUAUAUGAAAAAAAAAUCAUAUUUAAAAAAACAAACAAAAACAAUCAUUUUACUGUUUAUAUGUUCUAGAGUUUAGUCAUAUUGUCCAGCUCUAUUCUGUAAGUUAAAUAUGGAACAAAUAUGUCACUUUAACUACUCUUUUCAAAUAAAUAUUGCUGUUCAUUAAGCGACAAGAAAUAAGGUAGUAGUUCAUUUACUAACACAGUAAUGACAAUAUUCAUUCCACUUUUCAGUUUUAAAAGAAGACAAUCGUUAUCACCUCACAAAGAAUAUAUAUGGCUAAAUCUGGCCACUGUACACACCAUGACACGUGUAAUUACCCACAUUUUUUGUAUCUUUUUUGAAAAGUUAACAAACUUUGUCUUUGAAAGAAAAGGGUGAGUAUGUUUCUUAAUGUGAGAUGACAACCCCAAUGCUGGAGACAAGGCUAGGAUGCAACAUGCAUACAGACAGUAGCCUUUAUUAAUGAAAUCAAAAGUCCAACCAUUAGACAAUCUACAAGGUGGAAAAGAAUGAUGACAUUACCCAGUGGAAACAACCAGGGAACGGGACCUUAUAAAAGGAAACACAGGACUAUACAGACACUGAGAGGGAGCUAAUUACACAAUGAGACAAUGGAAUGAGCUGACCGUUGGUAAAAAGAAUUUGUGACAGGCAAGGACAAUGGAGGGAAAUGAACAAAGCAAAGCUCAAACUACACACAACAGAACACUAUGUCAACAUAAAACGGGAAAUUAGGGAAAAUAUAGAAAAUAUAUAGAACAUAUAGAACAAACAAAAAUACAAGAGAAGACAAGAGGACAGGAUGGAAAUAAAACAAUGAUGUGAACUUGUCCUUUUUUCAGCUUUUGUGUGAAAAUACAGAAAACACAAAAUCCUGAAUCCUGUUUCCCCAGUGCUCAAGAAGCUCAGGUUAUAUGGCAUACAGUUAUAUGACAUUGCCCCAAUCCCGAUUUAGUUUUUUGUAUAUAUUUUACACUUAUACAUUUCAGAUCAUCAAACAAAUGUUAAAAUUAUACAGAGAUAACACAAGUAAAUAAAAAAUGCAGUUUUUAAAAUGGCUUCAUGUCUUAAUGAAAAAAGAAGGUACCCCAACUUACCUGGCCAUGAGAGAAAAAGUAGUUGCUUAAACCUACUAAUUGAAAGUCACAUUGCAGGGGAGGAAUUUUAGUCCACUCUUCUUUGCAAAAUUUGAAGAAAGGGAAGUCAGCCACAUCGGAGGUUUUUCAAGUAUGAAAGUUUAUGCUCAUGUUUAUGCUCACGAAGUAUUGCAAUUACAUAUGAGUCCAACCUUUGAAUAACCUUUGAAUAUAGAAAUCUUCAUUUGUUUGUUUGGUCAUUUUGUUCAUGUUUUUAACCAUUCAGAAGUGGACUUGUUGAUGUGUUUUGAGUCAUUCUCCUGUUCUAAAGCCCAAAUAGAGUUUCAGAACACAAACUGAUUGUUGGACAUUCUUCUUCAGGAUUUUCUAGUAGACAGCAAAAUUCAUGGUUCAAUCAAUUAUGGCAAGUUGUCCAGGCCCUGAAGCAGAAAAGCAGCCAUGGGGCAUCACAACACCAGCAGCAUGUUUGACUGUUCAUUUUAUGAAAUGCUGUGUUAGUUUAAAAAAAAGUUUACUGGAAGAGAGAUCUUCCCAAAAGUUCAACCUCUGUCUCAUCAGUCCACAGAU